Molecule: messenger RNA, 1761 nt
Organism: Mycena indigotica
Lineage: Eukaryota; Fungi; Basidiomycota; Agaricomycetes; Agaricales; Mycenaceae
Product: Glycoside hydrolase
Exons: 5
Coding region: 1-1761 (586 amino acids)
Source: RefSeq, a predicted model, not a curated record
AUGGAGGAUUCACCCCCACGCAAACGGGCUCGUUCGGAGGGCACUCAUGGAUGUGUUGCCAUUGGUCGACACACGCCAGAUUCAAUUCAUGCUUUCUUCACGCAGCUCAGUGCUACGACAUUCGAUAUGAAGACGUUGGCCAACCCCGCCAACUGUAUCUCAGUCACUUUCCCCUCACUACUGCGCACGUCGAUUGAGAUGCAGGGUCCAGUCUACACUCAUAUGGGCGUCCCCAUCGUCCAAGAAAUUCUUCAACAAAUGGAGACAUUGCGUGUCUCAUCAACGCUAGCCCUGCUCGCAACCGUCGGCGCUGGAAAGUCGCAUAUACUUGCUCUCGUAGCAGGGGUGCUGUUUUCCCGAGGCCAUCGAGUUGUGUUCAUCCCUGAUGGGCCGAUGAUCGCGGAUGACAAGAUUUUCUGGCUCAAGCUGGCGUUUGCCCUCGCUUUCGCUGAUGACCAGCAGAUGUUUCAUCGGCUCAGCAAGUUUACCAAGUUGGAAGACUUCGUUAUGCUCGCAAGGGAGUCUCGUGACGAUGUAUAUUUUCUGGUCGACGGCUUUGAUCAGCUCGACGAUGAAAUGAAACAAUUCGUCAAGGCCGCAUCGGGGACACAGAUUCUGGUUUAUACUGCAUAUGCACUGGACACCGGCUUCAGGCGAAAUUCCUGGAUUCGAAUUCCUUCAGGGUUUUCACAGAACGAAUACAACCAUUGGUUGACCCACUAUCAAGACCGAAUUCCUUCCCCUGUUGUUGAGCCAUAUUACAGCUUCAUCGAGUAUACGAGUGGGGCUGUUCCCCGACUCCUCCAGCCUCUCUGUCGCUACGCUGGCUCCCGUCUUGUCGACGCUGUCACAAUGUAUCGUAAUUGCGCCUUCUUCGAGGAUCUCAACGAUGAGGUGGACGAGUUUGUGAUGAAGUCUGAACAGUGGUCAGAAUCCCAACGAACGCGGUUCUACCAAAUCAUGAAUGCCUGUGUGACUGAAACUCUCCCCGAAGUACGUCCAGGGGCAAAUACCGCGCUCUGGGAUCCAAAGUACUUCUACUUCGACAACGAAGGCAGGGGUCACACACACUGUGGAAUUGCACGUGAUGCAGUCAUCGACUUUCUGAGAAGCGUCGACCUUAGCCUUCCUACAUCUCUGUUCACUACAGACGCUUGGUAUGCUUGUGCGCGCUCGCCCAAGAUAAGAAUGCGCUGUCAAGCCAUCACGCAAAUAUGUCUCACUCGAAUCGCCACGGGCGGACUCUCGCAAGCUGACGCCACGGGUGGAGCAAUGCGAAUUCAUAUAUUCCGGCAGACGCUUUCAUUUGGGUGGAUGUUUGAGCAAGCCUUGAAGACACCGCAAGGAACGUCAUCUUUUUUCUGUAUUCCUGGCUUGGAAGUAUGCCGAUUUUUGGCUGGGGUCAUUGUGCGGAUUAACCCGCGGGACAAGAUGGUGCAUUUAAUACCGUUACAGAUCACGACGAACAGCGUUUGCAGUGACCUUGCGACGCCGUUCUUUGCCGUAGUAUGGCACAAGUGGGAGACGGCGAUUCGCGAAGAGGGAUUCAACGUGAUGCACACGUUUGUGUGCGUGGAUAGUCUUUUGGAGAACAGCAAAGAAGUCAUGCGUGCCACGGCCGAACAUCGAGAGAAAGUCAAGUUCAUCUCGCCGCCGUAUACGAUGCGGAGUCUUAGUGCUGCCCAACUUGAUCCCAAAUUGGGAAGGAUCCUUCGGCCAGAGCGCAGUCUACCGCAAGACCUCACGAAGCGACUCCCGUAG